CGAAACGAAAAGCAGCCGCAAUGUUGCACAACAACAACAACAACAAGGAUUCCUUAUCCAUGCCGUUCAGUGGCGAGACAACGGAAAACAAUGGCAGCACCACCAACACGCCGGGUGAGGAUGCGUACGCUGGUCUAAUCAAGGAUGCGGACAAGUUCAAGCUGAUGCUUCUGGCGUGGAACUACCAGAACUCGGCGGCAGGUAAAUCUCAGAACGGGACGGAAGGGCCGGACCUGGCGACGAUGACCAACCUGUGGCAGCAGUACCAGAACGCGCUGGCCAUGACGGGCAAGUCCACCUUCAGCCAGGCGCCGGUCAGCGAGCGGCAAUCGUCCCCGAUCGAGCAGCAGGACGAAACGAACUCGUCGGAGCAGAAGGACGAGGACGACCUGUCGGAGGACGACUCGGAGGACCGGCUCGAGGCGACCGUGAACGAUCCGGAGCGGCUGAAGGCGUUCAACAUGUUCGUGCGCCUGUUCGUCGACGAGAACCUGGACCGUAUCAUACCGAUCUCGAAGCAGCCGAAGGAGAAGAUCCAGGCCAUCAUCGAUUCGUGCACCCGGCAGUUCCCGGAGUUCGCCGAACGGGCCCGUAAGCGCAUCCGCACGUAUCUCAAGUCCUGCCGGCGCAACAAGAAAACGCGCGAGGGCUGGGAGAACACGGUGAGUCCCGAGGGCGACAAGGUUAGUGACGACCCGGCCCCAGGCAGAGGGUAUGAUCGGUUCGGUAUGUUUCUAUGCUUCCAGUCCCGCCCCACGCCGGCUCAUUUGACGUCGGUGCAGGCGGAACAGAUACUGGCCGUGGCGUGCGAAAACGAGAGCCUAAACGCAAAGCGCAUGCGAAUAGGCCUAGAGCCGAUCAGCCAAACGGUCAGUCAACCUGCGGCGGUAAGUUUUAUGUCGUCGGAAUCUCCGACAGCGGUACCGAGUAUGUACCAAACGAUCACCCGUGAGCAAGAGUCCACGUCCGUGUCCACGAUCAAGAGCGAACCGAUGACGAGCGUCCCCAAGAUCUCGCCCGUACCCAGCACACCGACACCGGACAUGAACCAGAUGAAGCUAAACAUACCCAGUGCCAGUGCCAGCUCGACUCCUACGAUCCCCACCACGGUACCGACCAUUUCGAACUUCCACGACUACAACACCGGCUUCUCGAACCGCUCGCAGCACUACCAGAACUUCAUGAACUCGGUCAACAGCAGUAGCACCAGCAGUGGAGCCACCACCAACACGACCAUGUCCGCUUCGGGUACCGCCGCCCCAACCGAUCUCUCGAUGAAGCGACCCAUUCUGGCGCACAAGCUGAACAGUGCGGAAAUCACGGCCGUCAAGCAGCUGGUCACGGGCUACCGGGAGUCGGCCGCCUUUCUGAUGCGCAGCGCCGACGAGCUGGAGAACUUGCUGCUCCAGCAACAGUAA
Messenger RNA from Anopheles cruzii, 1418 nucleotides. RefSeq names its product nucleolar protein 4-like. The record is from RefSeq and is a predicted model, not a curated record. The annotation marks the transcript as partial. NCBI's taxonomy places the organism in Eukaryota, Metazoa, Arthropoda, Insecta, Diptera, Culicidae. The transcript is spliced from 7 exons.